GGACAGGGAUCGGGUUUACGGAAGAGAACUCAACUUCCGGAAAGGAUUGUGUUUCGCAUAUCGAUAAAUAAUUCACCUUCCUGGUUUUGAAGGCUACCUUGUCAGGAGGAAAUUGAACCAUCUGUACCACCUGAAGCCGAAUACAUAGACUGUGAGUGGGUCAUCAGGCAGUCUCCUUAUGUCAGGCCGAAACGGGUCUGCAAGUGAUGCAGACUGCCGGAUCUCUGAGGACUGCCAUGUCCCAGAUGUUGAGCUGAUGGAGCUGGGGCCACUGCUGGAGGAGGCAGGGGGGCGACAGGCAGCAUCUAAAGGCGCCCAUCAAGAGGGAGCCGCAAUGCUUGCUGAAGAGGAAGAGGAGGAUGAUGAGGUGGGAGAGGUCCUGACCUUGCCACUUCAGGCUCACCAUGCCAUGGAGAAGAUGGAGGAGUUUGUACACAAGGUCUGGGAGGGGCGCUGGAGGGUCAUCCCUUUUCACGUCCUGCCAGAGUGGCUUAAGGACAACGAUUACCUCCUGCAUGGACAUCGCCCCCCUAUGCCCUCUUUCCGGGCUUGUUUUGGAAGCAUCUUCAGAAUUCACACUGAGACAGGAAACAUCUGGACUCACCUGUUAGGGCUGAUUUUAUUCAUUUGUCUGGGCACGUUAACCAUGCUGCGGCCCAACAUGUAUUUUAUGGCCCCUCUGCAAGAGAAAGUGGUGUUCGGGAUGUUCUUCCUGGGAGCUGUGCUCUGCCUCAGCUUCUCCUGGCUGUUUCAUACCGUCUACUGCCACUCUGAGAAAGUGUCUCGCACCUUCUCCAAGCUUGACUACUCGGGCAUUGCCCUCCUGAUCAUGGGCUCCUUCGUGCCCUGGCUGUACUACUCGUUCUAUUGUUCCCCUCAGCCUCGACUUAUCUACCUCACCAUUGUUUGUGUCCUCGGCAUUGCCGCCAUCAUAGUGGCCCAGUGGGACCGGUUCUCUACACCUCGUCACAGACCUACUAGAGCAGGUGUGUUCAUGGGUCUUGGAUUAAGCGGCAUUGUCCCCACCAUGCACUUCACCAUCGAGGAGGGCUUUGUUAAGGCCACCACAGUCGGCCAGAUGGGUUGGUUCUACCUGAUGGGUGCCAUGUAUAUCACUGGUGCUGGUCUGUACGCAGCCAGGAUCCCUGAGCGCUAUUUCCCUGGGAAGUGUGACAUCUGGUUCCACUCUCAUCAGAUUUUUCACGUCCUGGUCGUGGCAGCGGCGUUCAUCCACUUCUACGGGGUUUCCAACCUGCAGGAGUUCCGCUACGGCCUCGAGGGAGGAUGCACAGAUGACACUCUACUCUGAGAGGCCCGACUGUGACUUGCUCAUACUUUUCUUUAUAGCCCCACACACACACACACCGCACGACAUACACACACUCACACACACACACACACACGCACACACACACACACACACUUAAAAUGCUGCUGGAAUUCAAUAUAUAGUCACUUAUUGCUCCUUCUGUACUUCUGAUUUGCGAACAUCUUGUUUGGGUUUUGGUGGUCUUUUCUGUUUGGCUCUUUUUUGCUCAAAUAAAGUAGCACUAACUAGCCAUUGAACUAUGGAGGGAAUAUAAAACAGGCACUACUUCUUCAGUAAUUAUGAAGCUUGAAGUCUGCAUUUUCAAGUAAGAUCAAAAUGUGUUUUUAACCAAAAUCUUAUAUUCCUGUAAGUGAUGGUUACUUCUUAGAAGCUCACUAGAAACCCAACCUCUUCAUAGUCUGUUACGAUUGCAAAAAGGGUACAGAGAGUAUUGUCUGUGCUGUAGCAGAGUGCACCUUUCCUUUCCUUUUCCCCCUCCCCAGUCUCCAUGCAGGUUAGAGGAUGAAUGUACUGUCCACCAGGAGUUCAGGUGUAGAGCAGUCUAGGACCAUUUAGUUGCUUGGGGGGGGCUGCACAUGUAUUUGUAUGAGGAUGAUGAAAGCAUACACAUGUAGUGUGUGUAUAGGUGUCACCAGAUGUUUCUGAACUAUGUUGACACUGAUUGCAAAGCUGUCUGUUAAAACCCGGAGGACCACCACAAGCCCACCCAUGAGCCCUCUGCAAUAAAACAUGAACUGUACUCUGAAGGCCCAGUGAAUACUCCUAAGAUUCAACUAAAACUAAAUAAAAUACACCAUUAUGAAGGGAACAUAAAGCCUAAAUGAUAUAAAUAUAAUCUAGAGAUGUGUCUGAGUAACACAAGCUGUAAUUAAUUAGAAUUCCCUCCAAAAAUGAAGGGGUUGGAUACUUGAACGUUGCCAUUUAUUUAAACUUAUUACUGAAAAAGUUCCUUUGUGUUAAUUGACAAAAGUCCCAAACAAAUAGGUUUUAAAUUACAUAAUGGCACAGCAAAAAAUAUAUGCUCAAUUCAGAUUAGACUAAGAUGCUUAAAACUACCCUGCCAUAAUUUGUCAGUCAGACAACACAUCAUUAAUUAAGAGUGGUAGUUCCUGGGCUACGCACAAUGUACAGAUCUGGAUAGGUCAAAUUGUGUUUUCGUCAGCUAGAGAUCUUUCUUUUGUGCUAGAUUUCAGAUGCAAUGAGAGGUGUAAAUAUCAAAUGCACCUUUAGUGUAUACUAUUAAAUUUAAAAUGUUAAAUCACCAUAAGGUUAUGUAUGAUUGAUAUAAACUUUUAGUAUUCCUGUGCCUUAGGCCAACGGAAAUGUUUUUAAAUAAAACGGCCUAUCUUAACAGUCAAGGGAGCUUCAAGGAUUUCCAGAUGUUGACUUUUCUUGUUUUCCUUGCCAUAUAUACAAUCGAAUCAUUAUUGAACUUACAACUCCAUGGAUAGGUUGUAUCAACUGCUGUUUAAGACUCCUUUUUCUAGAUCAACUUAUUCAAGCUUUAUUACAAAGACUAAAACAAUGUGUAUUCUUGACUUUGUGUAAUGUCCUGUGUAGAAAGUGAUAAAUCAUACAUUUCCCUGAAAUGUAAACAUAAAUAUUUAUUAAUGGUAAUCUUGGAAAAUUAUUGGAAUAAAUUUUUUUCCACAUGUACAAA
Molecule: messenger RNA, 2990 nt
Organism: Morone saxatilis (striped sea-bass)
Lineage: Eukaryota; Metazoa; Chordata; Actinopteri; Moronidae
Gene: adipor1a
Product: adiponectin receptor 1a
Exons: 8
Coding region: 179-1309 (376 amino acids)
Biological process (GO): adiponectin-activated signaling pathway
Cellular component (GO): plasma membrane
Molecular function (GO): signaling receptor activity
Source: RefSeq, a predicted model, not a curated record